CUUUGACGCGACAAGACCUCUUCUUUUGGACAUUCGCGAAGGUUACACACGUUUUUGGAAAUAAAAAAAAUAUUAAUAAAAAAGCGACUUCACAUGAGAAAAUAAGGAUCUAAUUAUCGGAAUAUUACAUUAGCGACUGUGAAUUACAAAAAUAAAUAAAAUAUGGUUGCGUCACACGAAUAUCUUACAGAAAUGGAUACCCAACAAUUUAUGGGCUCUCCAAUUCAAGAAUUUUACAAAAACAAGGCGAUUUUUAUGACCGGCGCAACAGGGUUUCUGGGAAAAAUUAUCAUGGACAAACUCUUGAGGACAUGUGACAUUGAAUGCUUCUACAUUUUGAUUCGUAAUAAGAAAGGCAAGGGAAUGCAUUCACGGAUUGAAGAAAUUUUCGAUGAUGCUUUAUUUAAUCGUUUAAAACGAGAAAAACCCAAGUUUCGCAGUAAGAUUGUCGGAAUUUCGGGAGAUUGUAUCUUGCCUGGUUUGGGAAUUAGUCCAACGGAUCGUGAAUUGCUUCGAAGAGAAGUCAAUGUUGUAUUUCAUGUCGCAGCAACGGUUCGUUUUGAUGAAAAACUUAAAAUUGCCUUGGGCAUUAACGUCAAUGGAACGAAGGAAGUUGUUCAGUUAUGCAAAGAAGUGAAGAAUUUGAGUGCGUUUAUUCAUGUAUCAACUGCUUAUGCCAAUUGUAAUCGCAAUAAGAUCGACGAAACCUUCUACAAACCCAAAAUCACGGGAGAAAAUGCUAUAAAAUUGUCAGAAUGUCUCGACGAGAAAACUUUGGACACAAUUACGCCGGAACUCACGAAAGGCUUCCCCAAUACUUACACAUUUACGAAAAAUUUGGCUGAAGAUUACGUUAAAACGCAUGCUCAAGGACUUCCGUGUGUGGUUUUCAGACCUGCUAUCGUAAUCCCAACGUCGAGAGAACCUGUUGUUGGAUGGAUUGACAAUCAUUUCGGACCUACGGGAAUUAUUGUCGGAGUUGGCGCCGGACUUUUACGCGUUAUUUACGUUGAUAAAAAUUUAAAUGCUGAAAUUGUGCCAGUUGAUAUGUGCGUUAAUUCAUUACUCGCCGCCGCUUGGGAUAUUGGAACAACGAAACGCGAUGAUAUUCCAGUUUAUAAUUACACAACUUCGCCAGAAAAUCCAAUCACAUGGGACACGUAUAAUCGUUUGGGCAUCGAGCAUGGCAGUAAAAUACCAACUCUGAAAGCCAUUUGGUACUACACAAUUACACUAACAGGCUCUUAUCCGAUGGCUUUGCUGCUGCAAUUCUUCUACCAUUUGAUUCCAGCUUUCUUUAUGGACUUGGGACUCAUGUUUUCGGGCAAAAAACCAAAAAUGGUUAAAAUUUAUCAAAAAAUCCAUAAAUUUUGUGAUGUCAUCUCUUAUUUCAACACGCGACAAUGGUAUUUUACAAAUUCAAAUGUUAUGGCUCUUUGGAAGAAAUUAGAUGCAAAAGACAAACAAAUAUUCUACUUUGAUAUGAGUGACCUUGAUUGGGAUAACUUUACAAAAGAGUCAAUUUAUGGUAUUAGGCAAUAUCUGAUGAAGGAUGAUCCUUCGACAAUUCCUGACGCCAUUAAACGAAUGAAAAAACUUAAAAUUCUGCAUUAUAUCGUCGUUUACGCCUCGAAUGCGUUCUUAUUGUAUUUAGCAUAUUUGUUACUUUUUAAAUUUUACUCGAUAUUUUUUAUGUAAAGUACUCAGCAUUGGUAAAUUUUAGUUGUAGAAUUCAUCAAACUCUUAUG
This is a messenger RNA of Culicoides brevitarsis, 1748 nucleotides long. Its product is annotated as fatty acyl-CoA reductase wat-like. Lineage: Eukaryota; Metazoa; Arthropoda; Insecta; Diptera; Ceratopogonidae. The transcript has 8 exons. Gene Ontology annotation, biological process: long-chain fatty-acyl-CoA metabolic process. The record is from RefSeq and is a predicted model, not a curated record. Gene Ontology annotation, molecular function: alcohol-forming very long-chain fatty acyl-CoA reductase (NADP+) activity. The coding region runs from base 163 to 1698 and encodes 511 amino acids. Gene Ontology annotation, cellular component: peroxisome.